AUCUUCCCAACUCUCUCCAACAUGAGAGAGCAGAAAGUGUGAGUUGAGUAAAGAUAUGGGAGGAGUUGACGUCCCUUAAAAAAACACCCCUGAAAUGUUACGCAUGGUACCAAACCAGAACGUUGGGAACGAAACCGAGAAUGUUCAACGUUACUGUCAGACCAACAAUCGGGUUAUUUACAACAAUGGACAGAAGAUGUACACUAGUUUAGAUUUGUUCACUACUCGGACACUUCGGACAGGGUUAUUGUGAGUAUUUGGAGACUCGUUUAGAUUCACUUCAUGGAGGAAGAGCCGCUGUUGACGGGAAACAUUAACCGGAGCUCAGGUGAUUAUGGAUCUCGUAAAGAUUCACUCGCAUCAACAGGACAAUCUGAUUCGGACACUGAAGACGAUGCCGAACUUUAUAUCCAGCAAGCAGUUGUAUUCAUUGAAGAUGCAAUUCAGUAUCGAUCAAUUAAUCACAAGGUUGACUCUGGAUCUUUACGGAUAUAUAGGUGGUAUUACUCCAAAAUAUGUCAAUGGGGUCUGGGCUUCACCAUUGCUGUUGUGUUGGCUCUGGCCUUCAUUGAGAAACCCUCCUCUCUGACCUAUACUUCUGAUUUACGCUUCAAACCUGAGCCAUGGCAGCCUCCGUGUGGAUUGACCGAGUCUAUUGAGAUCGUUUGCCUUUGCAUCUUCAUUCUGGAUGUCACUGUGAAGGGCUAUCUGAUUGGAUGGGAGGAGUUUCGUUCAAACAAAUGGCUAAUUGGCUAUGUAAUAGUCAUUUCAGCAUCAGUUAUUGAUUGGAUGUUGAGUAUUAGCAUGAUGUGCAAUGAGGGUUUAAGGGUCAGGAGAUUGAUACGGCCGUUUUUCCUCCUGCAAAACUCUUCCCUCAUGAAGAAAACUCUAAAAAGUUUAAAAAAGACUCUUCCAGAGAUUGCAAGCGUCCUUCUGCUUCUGGCCCUGCAUCUCUGUUUAUUCACUAUGAUUGGAAUGCUGAUGUUUUCUAAAUCAGAUGACCCCACAAAGAAUGGAGAGUGGCAAACAUACUUCAAAAACAUGCCAAUGGCCCUCUCAUCACUGCUGGUUCUUCUCACGACCGCCAAUAAUCCCGACGCCAUGAUUCCUGCAUACUCCCUGAACCGUGCCUAUUCUAUAUUUUUUAUACUGUUUAGUGUGUUUGGAACAUAUUUGUUGAUGAAUUUAAUGACGGCUAUUAUUUAUAACCAGUUCAGGGGAUAUUUUCUGAUGUCAGUCCAGACGUCUAUAAUCAGGAGACGUCUGGGUAUCCGGGCUGCAUUUGAGGUGUUGUGCUGUCCGGGGAGAGGACACACCAGCAGUCAAUCCGAAGGCCAUGUGGAGCGAGUGGCCGUUCCCAUGUUUCUGCAGGUCAUGGGUAGAGUUCAUAUGAAGUCUUACUACAGAGGAGCCAUCGUUAAGGCUGCUCAGCAGUUUCCAGAUGGCUUUAUCAGCGGCGAGGCCUUCCAGAACCUGUUCAACGAACUGGACAAAGAUUUUAUCAAAGAGCAUCCACAGAAACCCGAGUACAGUUCCUCUGUCCUGCAGCAAAUCCAGCGGAUCUACAGUCAUUACUACAUCACUGUACUGGGAAACAUCGUCGCUUUGGCAAACGUCAUGUGCAUCUGUACUGUGUUGGUUCUAGAUUCAGAGAAAUCUGCAUCAGAGAGAAAUUACUACUACAUGGAGAUCAUCAACUGUGUUUUCAUCAUGUACUAUUUAAUAGAGAUGUUACUAAAAAUACUGGCUUUUGGUUGGAGAGGUUACCUGUCUUAUAAAAGUAACAUUUUUGAUGGAGUUCUUACUGUUAUUUUGCUGGCGAUUCAGAUUGCUAUAUUAAUCACAUACAGGAUUUCUCUUUCAAAAGCGGAUUCGGGGUCAAAGGAUUUAAUAUCAUUAUGGGAGAUGGUGCGACUGGUCAACAUGUUAAUCGUUUUCCGCUUCCUCAGGAUAAUUCCAGAAAUCAAGUUGAUGGCUGUAGUGGCAAGCACUCUUGUAGACCUGGUGAAAAACUUACGGGCAUUUGCUGGAAUUCUAUUGGUGGUUUACUACGUGUAUGCAGUUUUUGGUAUCUGGCUUUUCCAGGGUGCUAUAACCGCCCCAUCAAACAUGAGUGUGAUCUAUAACUCCAGUAUUGUGAACCUCACUGGUGCCUACACCAUGAGUUGUGGCUCUUACGAACAACUGGAAUACUGGCCAAACAACUUUGAUGAUUUUGCUUCCUCUUUGGUCCUGCUGUAUAACAUCAUGGUUGUGAAUAACUGGCAUGUCUUCACAGACGCAUACACCAGAUAUACUACAGAGUGGUCUUUGGUGUACUUUGUGGCCUGGUGGUUGACGUCUUCAGUUAUGUGGGUCAACCUGUUUGUGGCCCUCAUUUUAGAGAACUUCACUUAUAAGUGGGACAGAAGUAACACGCUGUCUGUUGCGGAGGUGGAGAUGAUCGCAUAUCAAAGCACCGUUCAGCUCAUGUUCAGAGAGCAUGUCCAAGAGCCAACAGAGGAGGAAUUACUAGCACAACUACAACAACACCCUCAUCUCCACCUCACCUGGUGACCCUAAGCUCAUACACCCUCAUCUUCACCCCACGUGAUGUCUUUAAUACAUACAAUGACAUAAUUGUGGCAAAACACCCAGAAUCCUGUAGGAUUGUGAAGGCCUCGUGUUUACUAAUCCAUCAAUUUCUGAAGGCCUGUUUUCCAUUAUGGGAUCUGUGUUCAGGAACAGCGGUUUUUCGUGAGACUUCAGAUAAAGAAUUAAAGGGACACUCCACUUUUUUUUAAAAUAUGCUAAUUUUUCAGCUCCCAUAGAGUUAAACAUUUGAUUUUUACCGUUUUGGAAUCCAUUCAGCCGAUCUCCGGGUCUGGCGCUAGCAAUUUUAGCAUAGCUUAGCAUAAUCCAUUGAAUCCAAUUAGACCAUUAGCAUCACGCUAAAAAAUAACCAAAGAGUUUCAAUAUUUUUUCUAUUUAAAACUUGACUCUUCUGUGGUUACACUGUGUACUAAGAACGACAGAAAAUUAAAAUUUGUGAUUUUUUUUUAGGCAGAUAUGGCUAGGAACUAUACUCUCAUUCUGGCGUAAUAAUCAAGGACUUUCCAUGGCUGCAGGAGGUGCAAUGAUAUUACGCAGCGCCUGAAAAUAGUCCCCUUAGUAAGUUUAAUUGGCAGGGGAGUAUUUUCGGGCAGCCAUAAUCCUGGAAACCUCCCCAUAAAGUGUAAGAUUUACAGAUGUAGAGAAAAUCGCAGAUUAUGAAUACAAGAUAUCCUCUGUGUGCAGAUAAAUCAUGGAAAACAAAGGGACAUAGAUCAUUGCUGUCUUAAAUGUUUUUAUUUUUCUGUGUUGGUGAUUUCUAGAUUGUUAUUCAUUGUAAAAUAUUUGUCCAGUGCAUUUAUUUAUAAAAUAUAUUGAUUAUAUCUUGCAUUCUGAAUCUCAUAAAUUUAGGAAUGUCUAUAUUGUAUUUUGUCACCAAAAAAAAAAAAACGGUAAAACUUUACAGUAAAGUUGUAUUUGUUUUAACAUUCAAAUUAGUGCACUGACUACACUGCACCUUCGGCAAUCGAAAGGGAAGCAUGGCCUGUUUAGUGUUUUACCACAGGCAUUUUUUUUUCAAAGAAACCUUUGGGGCCAUGAUCCAGAUUUGGAAAUCCCAUGUUUUGCAAUCCAGGAUCAGGUAAACCAUUUAACUUUAGUCCUGGUUUUUUAAAUCAAAACUGGAUUGGGUCUUUUACACACUUUUCAUAUGAGCUAUUCUGGAUUACUGGUGUUAUAUAUGUGAUCACAUGUCAAUGUUGACUAUUAGCUAUGUAAAAAUACAGCAGGGAGUUUGGUCAGUAUGUGUUUUUACUUGAAAAGACAAUAAAACAACACAACAUU
This is a messenger RNA of Paramisgurnus dabryanus, 3873 nucleotides long. RefSeq names its product two pore segment channel 2 (gene tpcn2). Lineage: Eukaryota; Metazoa; Chordata; Actinopteri; Cypriniformes; Cobitidae. Gene Ontology annotation, biological process: transmembrane transport; endocytosis involved in viral entry into host cell; monoatomic ion transport. Gene Ontology annotation, molecular function: ligand-gated sodium channel activity; intracellularly phosphatidylinositol-3,5-bisphosphate-gated monatomic cation channel activity; voltage-gated channel activity. Gene Ontology annotation, cellular component: lysosomal membrane. The record is from RefSeq and is a predicted model, not a curated record.